Messenger RNA from Spirometra erinaceieuropaei, 1319 nucleotides. The record is from the annotation of a GenBank genome assembly. Lineage: Eukaryota; Metazoa; Platyhelminthes; Cestoda; Diphyllobothriidea; Diphyllobothriidae.
AUGCUGAUAACCGCCUACCGUGAUGCACGUCCGGGGAUCCGCAUCGCCUACGGGACGAACGACCCCCUCCUCAAUCAACAGCGGAUGCACUUCCAAUCGCGCGUAUCCACAACCACAGUUCACAAACUUCUCUUCGCCGUCGACUGUGCCCCCAGCACCAUCUCGGAAGAGGACAUGCAAGGGAGCACGGACCUCUUCUCUACCGCCUACGAGAACUUCUGUCUGGUCACUAACACGAGAAGACGGUGGUCACGCAUCAAUCGCCACCCAAGACAGUCCGUCCCAACAGUGUGCUGCAGAUCAACAUGAGGGGAACCCAACUGGAAGUGGUGGAGAACUUGCCGCAUCUAGGCAGUACCUUUAUCCCAGCACGAAAAUUCACGACGUAGUGGCACGCCGGAUUUCGACAGGCAGUCAGGCUUCGGCUGUCUUCAAAACACAGUCUGGCAUCGUCACGGUCUCCAGCUUAGCACGAAGCUGACGACGUAAAAGGCCGUCAUCCUCUCGACAAUUGUGCAUGGAGCAGAGCCUCAGACGACGCACACGAAACAGGCACGUUGACUCAACCACUUUCACCUCAGUUGUCCUCGCUGCUUUCCGAAGUUGACUUGGCAGGACCGAAUCCCGGACCCUGAUGUACUAAAACGAAUAGCAAUCCUCAGCCCUCACGCCAUGCUGAGGCAACUGCAACUGCAAAGAAAGGGCCAUCUUGUGCGGUUGGGCGAAGAGUGGCUACCUAAACGACUUUUUUAUGGAGACGUCGCCAUGGGUCUCCACGGCCAAGGAGGCCAAAUUCGGCGAUAAAUGGAUACUCACGAGUCCUCCCUGAAGCGCCUGCAAAUCAGUCCGGCAAAUUGGAAAGACAUCUCCCCAAACAGAUCGACCUGGAGAAGGACAGUGAAGACGGGCGCUGCGAUCUACGAAGUCAUCCGCAUCGUCGCCGCGAAUGCCAAACGCGAAGACCACAAGUCUCAGCUGCGCCCAUCCCGGACUACGAACGCACAACCGCCUCCAACGUGUCCACGGUGCAACUGACAUUUCAGGUGCCAACUGGACUUGUUAGAUAUCUUUGGAUCAACUGCAGCACUAAGGGUGCACCAACCGGCGACCCUCCGUCUUCCUCUUCCUCGUCGUCUAAGCCGUCAACUAAUUCUGACCGCCUUCCUGAACCACCACUUCCAUCCUUCUCAUUCUCCCCAUCCUCCUUCACCCCUGUCCCAACGGCUGCCGUUGUGGCGCCUGUCACGCACGGUAACAGUACACAGAAUCCUGACACAACAGCAACCACCAACACCUACCUUCGUCGACAUCAGAGUUGA